Pangasianodon hypophthalmus (striped catfish) is the source of this 4394-nucleotide messenger RNA. It is a transcript of the gene mov10a, whose product is annotated as Mov10 RISC complex RNA helicase a. The record is from RefSeq and is a predicted model, not a curated record. Lineage: Eukaryota; Metazoa; Chordata; Actinopteri; Siluriformes; Pangasiidae. The transcript is spliced from 22 exons. Gene Ontology annotation, molecular function: 5'-3' RNA helicase activity; RNA binding; ATP hydrolysis activity. Bases 50 to 3079 code for a protein of 1009 amino acids.
UUACUGUUCUGCAGCUGAAACGAAACACAAGCAGCUGAUUAGCGGAGCAAUGUCUUCACUCAGAGAAGUUUAUGAAGUUGGCUUGGAUUUCAUCGAGUUCUUGGGUGAAAGAAAAUCAAAAACGGACAAAAAAGAGCUUCGAAACAUUUACACCUCCGAGUUCAAAAGGGAAGGAGGACCGAAUUUUUCUAGGUUGGUCUACGCCUUGCUGUGUUUCAACAAAGCCAGUGUAAGAAAGGGAAAAGUUAUCCUGCAUGCCAAACCUCAGGUACGUCUGUACUACUGUGACCAGUGGAGAUCUAGCACACACUCAAAGCCAACUGUAGGCUCGAGACCUGAUGAUGAAGACUGCACCGCUCCAGACACUAGGCAAGGUGCCCCUCACUCAUCACCCAGUGUCAACCCCGUCCUCACACCAAAGAGACGACUGGCUCAGGAAAUCCUUCAAAAACUCAGGGCAAACAGACCACAGCUUAUCUCUGAUAAGGGAGGCAUCGAGAUCACAUCUUCUCCUGUGAGCAGAAAUGGAAAAGUUGUGAUCAAUAUUGAGCUUCUAGACAGAGUGUAUGUGGUGAGGUUUCAAAUCGUAAAUAAAGGGCAAAAGUGCAUUCACUUCACCUUCUACACAGCACUGCACAGGAUACGCUGCUUCACUUUAGUGAGUGAGAGGAGAGUGAGCAGGGUUUCUCCUCUGCUUCUUUGUCCAGGUGAGAGCUAUGCAGUUGAGGUGAAGUACCAAGCUCGCCACUAUGGCUGCUUCCCAGCCACCAUGUACUUUGAGUUCUGCCCCGAGUCCGAGUCUUCAGACCCCCCCAAACCUUUCUGCAUUGUGAGGGAAAUUGAGGCAGUGGUGCACACUCAGCUGGGCACUGAGCUGGGCCCAACGAGUCAGUAUAGAGCCAGACAAAAAGGGCAGAAACGCCCCAAGGACCGACUGGUGGAGGAGGGUGUGCCUCCUGAGAGCAGCAUGAAACAUGCUUUAAAACAAACUGUGAAGCUGAAAGACUAUGGGUACUCAGCUUACCUGAAGAACUUGGUCCAACACUGGAACACUGAUAUUGAGAAACUUUCUCCUACAGCCAGGCAGCAGCUUCUCAGAGUGAGAGGUGUGUUGGAGUCACCCCUGUCUAUAAAGCAGUACGCUCAACGUUUCCACCUUGUCCUACACCUAGAGGAGAUUCAAAUGGAAGAGGAUAUACAGAAGUAUGAUCUGUAUAACCAGACCAUGAAACAGGACAAAACAAACAAAAACCUGCUUGUACUGGAGGUACCUGGAGUGGUGGAGAACAGGCCGUCUGUGCUAAGAGGAGAUAACUUGAAUGUGUAUUUGUCUGAAGAUAAGACCCAACCUAUCAUUAUGUAUAAAGGCUAUGUUCAUUGUGUAGAACUGGAGAGGGUUAAGCUGGGCUUUUCUAAGAAGCUUGUACAGAAGUUCAUUGCCAAUAUGAAGUUCAAUGUGGAGUUCAGCUUCAAUCGUUUCCCACUUAAACUCCAGCAUCGAGCUGUACAGCUGGCUGCUGAACACAGGCUGGGAGACGUGCUGUUUCCCACUCACAAUGGAGUCAAGCAAACAGCAUUGCCGAAGCUAAGGAUAUACAACCGAGAUCUGGAGACCAACCCUGAACAGAAGGCGGCUGUGCAACACAUUUUGUCUGGUCAGCAUAAACCUGCCCCAUACCUGAUCUUUGGCCCACCUGGCACAGGAAAAACUAUCACACUGGUGGAGGCCAUAAAACAGGUGAAUAAAUCUGGUCCUGGUGUCCAUGUUCUGGCCUGUGCUCCUUCUAAUAGUGCUUGUGAUCUGCUGUGUGAGAGGCUACUGGGAUUCGUGGAUGCCCAUCGUCUGUUUCGUCUCUAUGCCAGCAGUAGAGACCCCCGUACAGUUCCACAGAAACUACUGAAAUACAGUAACUGGGUUGAAGGACAGGCCAGUUUCAUCUUGCCCUCUAAGAAAACUCUGAUGGACUACACCAUCAUUGUGGUCACGCUCAUCACUGCUGGAAGGCUUGUGUCUGGAGGCAUCCCAGUUGGUCACUUCACACACAUCUUCAUAGAUGAGGCCGGACAAGCUGUGGAACCUGAAUGUGUUGUCGGAAUUGCGGGUCUUCUCCAUCCUGAGAAGGGCCAGUUGGUUUUGGCUGGAGACCCUAAGCAGCUUGGCCCUGUCCUUAGAUCUCCACUGGCACAACAACAUGGACUGGGGCUUUCACUGUUGGAGAGACUGAUGACCCAAAACUCCCUCUAUCAGAAGAACCAAGAUGGGUGCCAAGGUUAUGACAGUUGCUUUGUCACCAAGUUACUACGUAACUAUAGGUCUCAUCCUGCCAUUCUGAAAAUCCCUAAUGAACUUUUCUAUGAAAAUGAGCUGCAAGUAUUUGCAAAUCAGAUGGAGCGAGAGGCCUUCUGCCAAUGGGAGCACCUUCCAAAACAGGGUUUCCCAGUGAUAUUCCAUGGGGUGAUGGGAAAAGAUGAGAGAGAAGCAAACAGUCCAUCCUUUUUCAAUGUGAGCGAGAUAGAGGUCCUCAUCAGCUACCUCAAAAAGCUCCUGCUAAGUCAGGGAAAGAAGGGUCUGCCCAAACUCAGUGCCACUGACAUUGGCAUUAUUGCUCCCUACAGGAAGCAAGUGGAGAAAAUGCAGAAAGCUCUCAAAACAGUAAGAGAACUACAUCAGUGGAAAGACAUUAAGGUGGGCUCAGUGGAGGAGUUCCAGGGGCAGGAGAAAAUGGUGAUCAUGGUGUCUGCGGUCAGAAGCAGCAGCAGCUAUGUUAAGUUGGACCAAGACUUUAACAUUGGUUUCCUCACAAAUGAGAAGAGGUUUAACGUAGCCAUGACCAGAGCCAAAGCUCUGCUCAUUGUGGUAGGAAACCCCGUCAUCCUGAGCAAGAAUCCAACCUGGCAGAGGUUUUUUCAGUACUGUGAGCAAGAGCAGGGCUACACUGGCUUUGACUACAGGGAUUUUGAGGGGGAGGAUGAUGUGGUGACUCGGCUGGCAUCUUUAAAAAUCCACACCUCCGCUGACGCUCCAGUACCAGUUGAAGAGAAGCAGCCCCAUAUCAUGAUGCUGCCACCAUCACUGUAGGUAUGAUGUUCUUUGGGAGACAAACUGUCUUGUUUUUGUGCCAAACAUAUUUUGUAGAAUUGUGCCCAAAAAGUUCUACCUUGGUCUCAUUAGCCCAUAAGACAUUUUGCCACAUGGAUGCUUUUUCCCUGUGAGAAAGGUCUUCUGUCUAGUCACACUACCCCAUACGAAAGACUGUCGUCACAUGCAGGGAGUGAACAACAUUUGCCAGAUAUUUCUGCAGCUCCUUCAUUGUUGCCGUAGGUCUCUUGGCAGCCUCCCUGAGAAGUUUUCUUCUUGUCUUUUUGUCAGUGUUGGAGGGACAUCCUGUGAUGUCACUAUGGUGACCCAUUUUCUCCACUUGUUGAUGAUGGCCUUCACAGUGUUCCAUGGUACAUGUAAUGUUUAGGAAGUUCUUUUGUACCCCUUUCAUGAUUGAUACCUUUCGACAUUGAGGUCCCGUACAUGCUUUGUGGACCAUGGUUUCAGCAGUCGGAUGAGUCACAUUCCACAUUAUGUUCCACACAUUAUGUGUAUUAUUUCUAUUUGUUUUGAAUUUUGUUGGUUGCUAUAUCAUGUUAAAGGUCGAAAAAGAUCUGACAUGAUUUAUCUUGGUUACAUUUUUUAUAUCACAAAAACCUGCACUUUUAACAGGGAUGUAUAGACAUUUUAUAUCCACUGUAGAUAUAUUAUGAACUUGGAGGACAUCUUUACCACCAUAGCAGCAUAGCUUCUGAUGAAGACAUCUGGAUGAGGACUAUAGACAGUUACCUUCAUGAGAAAGCAGAUAUUAAGCCUGAAGUGUCAAUUCCACAAAGUUUGGAUUGUUACUACAGAAACAAUAAUGGUUCAGAAAAUAGGGUGCUCAUGUGUCACACACAUACACUAUACAUAUACACCCUAUGUUUAUUAUUUUGUCUGUUAGCCUGAAUGUAGCUCAGAAUUAAACCUCACAGCCAUAGUGCAAUAAUUUGCAACCACCAGACCACAACACUGUCUCAAUUAUUAAUCCAGCAGAUCCAGCAGAUUCUUUCUCAUCUCUACAUAUGGCACCUGAACAUGUCUAAAGAUAGUGACAUUGUUAUGGUCACAUUUUUGUUUCAGCCAAAAGUUUUCCACACAUUCCCAGAUCAGCUCAGAGACAUUUUAUAGAAAGCAACAUUUAAGCAACAUUUAAACGAACUAGCUAUUCCACUGCACCCCUCACCCCGGGUAUAAAAAACCUAAUGAAAAAAAAAAACCUUGUCUUUCCAGUCUGCACGAUUCAGAUAUCCUGCAAAAAACUGUGGCUGUUGUCAAGAUUUACACAUUUACAUCUGCAUAUUAUUAAAAAUGU